Molecule: messenger RNA, 870 nt
Organism: Melozone crissalis (California towhee)
Lineage: Eukaryota; Metazoa; Chordata; Aves; Passeriformes; Passerellidae
Product: probable G-protein coupled receptor 141
Exons: 1
Coding region: 1-870 (289 amino acids)
Biological process (GO): G protein-coupled receptor signaling pathway
Cellular component (GO): membrane
Molecular function (GO): oxysterol binding; G protein-coupled receptor activity
Source: RefSeq, a predicted model, not a curated record
AUGAGGAUGCGUAACAGCUGCAUAACCCAACAGAACCAUUCCUCCAAUGACACCAUGCUGCACUCCUCAGAGCAACCCCACGCUGUUCUGAUAGUGCUGUACAUCAUCAACCUGGCUGGCGGCACCCUCGGGGUCAUCAUGAUGUCCCAGCAGCUGUUCCGCAGGAGAUCCCAAUCCGUGAUGACCAUCAUGAUCAUCAGCCUGCUGGUGCUGCACAGCUUCAUGCUCCUCAGCAUCCCCUUCCGCCUCAGCUACUACAUUCUGGGGGAGUGGAGGUUCGGGCGGUUCGCGUGCCGGCUGGCCAGUGCCAUCAUCUACCUGCACAUGUACGCCACCUUCGCCUUGUACGCGGCCAUCAUCAUGGCGCGCCUCCUGCGCCUGGAGCUGCGCAAGUGCUACACAGCGGCCUGGGUGGCGGCUGGCUGGCUGCUGGGAGCGCUGGUGAUCACGCCCAUCCUGCUCUCCUACUACGGCACCUCCACGACGCACCGGCCCCGCGAGUGCUUCCAGUUCCACAGGGAGCUGCGGGAGGCGCACAUGGUGAUCACCAACUACUGCCUGGUUGGGGUGCUGGUGGCAGUGUGCGCCUUACUCACCGCCAUCCAGCUGACUGUCAUCUACAGAGUGGCCGUGAAGUACUGGCCUGAUGUCAACUCUCACGUGGAAUUCAGGGCUCAGGCAAAGAGUUUCUUCUUCAUCUUGGUAACUUUAGUCUGCUUUAUGCCUCAUCAUGUAUUCAGAGUGUAUUACAUCCAAAACUACGACCUUGAUAAAGACCAUAAACUGCUCCUAUACAACGAGGUUUUUUUAGCUUUAACGACAAUGUGCUGCCUGGAUAUGUUAUGCUUCAUAGCAGGAAUAGCACACUGA